Paramormyrops kingsleyae is the source of this 8105-nucleotide messenger RNA. RefSeq names its product kinesin family member 21A (gene kif21a). Gene Ontology annotation, biological process: mitotic spindle organization; spindle elongation; microtubule-based movement. Lineage: Eukaryota; Metazoa; Chordata; Actinopteri; Osteoglossiformes; Mormyridae. Gene Ontology annotation, molecular function: microtubule motor activity; microtubule binding; ATP binding. Gene Ontology annotation, cellular component: microtubule associated complex. The record is from RefSeq and is a predicted model, not a curated record.
GACUCAGUGAGGGUUUGUGCGGCGGCGGUUGACAUCCCCCCCCUCCGGUCGCAGUGCCGUUACAGCGUCGCGAAGGCGUUCCCAGGCGCGAGGCGGUGCAGUGGGGAGGGCGCCGCUGGGGGCGUGGCCUGCUGACGCAUUGCGGCUCGGCAAGCUGGGGAUCGGGAUCCCCGUCCGUGCAGAUCCUACUCCGAGCGCAGUCCGGUCCGGUCCGGGAGCCGGCCGAACGACGGGUUUGCUAGAAUCGUGCAGCCGCGAUCAGUGAAGCGCUUCGUCUUUCUUUAAAGAUGGCCGAGGAACGGCCGUGAGCCUGCGCCGUGGCUGCCAGCUCAUUAUAACACAGCCUCCGCUCACUGUUGGAUCUUUCCUCCACUUCUUCCUCGGCCCUUGAAUCGCGGACGGCAGGAUGUCGCAGGGGCAGGAUGAGAGCUCCGUGCGGGUGGCUCUGAGGAUCCGACCUCAGCUGCCCCGGGAGAAGAUCGAGGGAUGCCACAUCUGCACGUUCGUGACGCCGGGCGAGCCCCAGGUCAUCCUGGGCAAGGACAAGGCGUUUACGUACGACUAUGUGUUCGACAUGGACACACAGCAGGACGCCAUCUAUGCCAACUGCACAGAGAAGCUGAUCGAGGGCUGUUUCGAGGGCUACAACGCUACCAUCUUCGCCUACGGACAGACGGGCUCGGGGAAGACCUACACUAUGGGCACGGGGUUCGACGUGAGCAUCGCCGACGAGGAGCUGGGCAUCAUCCCGCGUGCUGUGGUGCACCUCUUCAAGGGCAUCGAGGAGCGGCGCCAGGCUGCCAUCGAGCAGGGCCGCCCCGUUCCUGAGUUCAAGAUCAGCGCCCAGUUUCUGGAGCUAUACAAUGAGGAGGUGCUGGACCUCUUUGACUCCACACGUGACCUUGAGGCCAGGAAGCAGAAAUCCAACAUUAAGAUUCACGAGGACGCCAAUGGAGGAAUAUACACAGUUGGGGUGACCACUCGAAUGGUCACCUCGGAGACCGAGAUGAUUCAGUGCCUGAAGCUUGGUGCCCUCUCCCGCACCACGGCCAGCACCCAGAUGAAUGUCCAGAGUUCCCGCUCUCAUGCCAUCUUCACCAUCCACCUGUGCCAAGUGCGCGUCUGCACACCGGACAAUCAGGAGAUGGACAACAGGAUGGCCAACGGUUCCUCUGAGAUGAACGAGUUUGAGACACUGACAGCCAAGUUUCACUUUGUGGACCUGGCUGGUUCCGAGAGACUGAAGAGAACCGGAGCAACAGGAGACCGUGCCAGGGAGGGCAUCUCCAUCAACUGCGGGCUGCUAGCUCUGGGCAAUGUCAUCAGCGCUCUUGGGGACAAAAGCAAGCGAUCGACACACGUGCCUUACCGCGACUCCAAGCUGACCCGCCUCCUUCAGGACUCCCUGGGAGGGAACAGCCAAACGGUGAUGAUCGCAUGCAUCAGCCCCUCGGACCGCGACUUCAUGGAGACCCUGAACACACUGAAAUAUGCCAACCGGGCCCGCAACAUCAAGAACCGCGUCAUGGUGAACCAGGACAAGGCCAGCCAGCAGAUCAGUGCCCUGCGGACCGAGAUCGCCCGCCUGCAGAUGGAGCUCAUGGAGUACAAGACGGGCAAGCGCAUCGUGGGCGAGGAUGGCAUCGAGAGCAUCAAUGACAUGUUCCACGAGAACUCCAUGCUGCAGACCGAGAACAAUAAUCUGCGUGUGCGCGUCAAGGCCAUGCAGGAGACCAUCGAUGCACAGAGGGCCCGUCUGACGCAGCUGCUCAGCGACCAGGCCAAUCAGGCACUGGCCAGGGCAGGGGAAGGGAAUGAGGAGAUUGGGAACAUGAUACAGAACUACAUCAAGGAAAUCGAAGACCUCAGGGCCAAGUUGCUGGAGAGCGAGGCGGUGAACGAGAACCUGAGGAAGAACCUGUCUCGCGCCUCCACGCGGUCCUCAUUCUAUGGCGGCCCAGGCUCCUUCUCCCCCGCCCUCCUGGCCCCUGAGAAGGAGACAUCUGACAUCAUCGAAAUCGCCAAGAAGGACCUGGAGAAACUGAAGAGGAAGGAGCGCCGGAAGAAGAAGAAGCUCCAACUGCUGGAGGAGAGUCGGCAGGAGGAGGUUGAGGAUGACAGUGUGAUCAAGGAGGAGCUUCCUGACAAUGAGCAGGACAAGGCAGCAGACAUGGAGCUGUGUGAACGAGCCAUCGAUGAUGGCAAAAUGGAGGUGCAAGAGGGAAGUGACCACGAAGAGGGGGAGGAGGAGGAGGAAGAGGAAGAGGAGGAAAUGGAAGCAGAGGAGAGCUCUGAUGAGUCUGACUCUGAGCUUGAUGAGAAAGAGAACUUCCAGGCAGACCUGGCCAACAUCACAUGUGAGAUCGCCAUCAAGCAGAAGCUGAUCGAUGAACUGGAGAACAGCCAACGGAGGCUGCACACGCUCAAGCAGCAGUACGAGCAGAAACUGAUGAUGCUGCAGUGCAAGAUCCGGGAUACUCAGCUGGAGAGGGACCGCGUGCUACACAACAUGGGUUCGGUGGAGACCUUCACCGAGGAGAAGGCCAAGAAGAUCAAGGCCGAGUAUGAGAAGAAGCUGAGCCUGAUGAACAAGGAGAUGCAGAAGCUGCAGUCGGCCCAGAAGGAGCACGCCAGGCUACUGAAAAACCAGUCACAGUACGAGAAGCAGCUGAAGAAGCUGCAGCAGGACGUGGUGGAGAUGAAGAAGACCAAGGUUCGCCUCAUGAAGCAGAUGAAGGAGCAGCAGGAGAAGAACCGCAUGACCGAGUCAAGACGGAACCGUGAGAUUGCUACCCUGAAAAAGGACCAACGCAGACAAGAGCAUCAGCUCAAGCUUCUAGAGGCACAGAAGCGACAGCAGGAGCUGAUCCUGCGCAGGAAGACCGAGGAGGUCACCGCCUUGCGGCGUCAGGCGAGGCCAGCGUCGGGGAAGGUGAACCGCAAGGUGAGCUUACCGGAGCCACUCCAGGACCCCUCCCAUCGGACCCCUGCUGGCCGCAUGCUCUCUGGUGGCGGUGUGGUGGCUCCCAACGGAUCCAGGAAGUACCAGCAACGCCUCGGUGGCGUGUACUCCACCAGGAUGGCCCGGACCAAGUGGCAGUCCCUGGAGCGUCGUAUCUCUGACAUCAUCAUGCAGAGGAUGACCAUCUCCAACAUGGAAACUGACAUGAACCGACUUCUCAAGCAACGUGAAGAACUGACCAAACGGAGGGAGAAGGUUUCCAAGAAGAGAGACAAAAUCGCCACAGAGGGGGCGGACGCAGACAAGACGGUGCAGGCCCUGAACGAGGAGAUGGAGUCCCUGACAGCCAACAUCGACUACAUCAAUGACAGCAUUGCUGACUGCCAAGCCAACAUCAUGCAGAUGGAGGAGGCGAAGGAGGAGGGUGACACCGUGGACGUGACGGCCGUGAUCAGCUCCUGCACCCUCUCGGAGGCCCGUUACCUGCUAGACCACUUCCUGUCCACGGCCAUCAACAAGGGACUGCAGGCGGCCCAGAAGGAGUCGCAGAUCAAGGUGAUGGAGGGCCGCCUCAAGCAGACGGAGAUCAACAGUGCCACUCAGAACCAGCUGCUGUUCCACAUGCUGAAGGAGAAGGCGGAGUUCAACCCCGAGCUGGAUGCCCUGCUUGGCAACGCGCUGCAAGAGCUGGGUAACAUACCAGCAGAGAAUGGAGAAGAGAGCAGCAGCGACGAGUCUGCGCAGAGUCCUGCGGCCGAAGGGAGCUCCCUGGCUUCCGACCUCAUGAAACUCUGCGGGGAGGGCAGACAGAGGAGUAAGGCUCGCAGAAGGACCACCACCCAGAUGGAGCUGCUCUAUGCCAACAGCACCGACCCCUCAUCUGAUGUAUCUGCUGGCGAAUUCUCCUCCCCCCUCCUUCCAUUGGCUGAGACCCAGGAAGGGGGCGGGGACCCAGAGGGCACCGGGGUGUCCCAUAGGGAUAGGGACUUCCUGGGUCCUGCUGCAGGCUUGUCCUUAAAGCUGGGUAGCAUCUCCAGUGCACGGCCUCUCCCGGGGGCUGAGAGGAGACCGCCUGAGCCCUCCCCUCUCACCAGGAGGAAGAUGUAUGAGAAGGCCCAAAUGGCAGUCGACAAGGUCAAGGGCAAGGAGAUGAAACACCCCGACUCAGGGACCCCCGAGGCCGGCGCGUCCCUCCCCUCCCCUCCGGGCCGCUUCCAGCAGAACGUUUUUAAUCGCCUAACGCUUCCUCUCGAGAGUGCAGAUCCUCCACUCAAUAAAGGCGUGAUCAACCCUGUGCCGUCAUCCAAAAGCGGCCGGGCAGCGACACUGCAGUGUGUCCACGUGGCCGAGGGACACAGCAAGGCCGUGCUCUGCGUCGACUGCACCGACGACCUGCUCUUCACUGGCUCCAAGGACCGCACCUGUAAGGUGUGGAACCUGGUGACUGGGCAGGAGAUCAUGUCCCUAGGGGCUCACCCUAACAACGUGGUGUCUGUGAAGUACUGUUCCAGCCUGGUCUUCACCGUCUCUACCUCAUACGUCAAGGUCUGGGACAUUCGGGAUUCGGCCAAGUGCAUCCGGACACUGACGUCUUCCGGUCAGGUGAACACCGGCGACGCCUGUGCGGCCAACACUAACCGCACCGUCACCAUCCCAGCGGGGGAGAACCAGAUCAACCAGAUCGCCCUGAACCCCACGGGCACCCUCCUGUACGCAGCGGCUGGCAACUCUGUCCGCAUGUGGGACCUGAGGAAGUUCGUGUCCUUAGGGAAGCUCACUGGGCAUCUUGGCCCAGUUAUGUGUCUUACAGUGGACCAGACAAGCAAAGGUCAGGAUCUGGUCAUCACUGGUUCUAAGGACCAUUACAUUAAGAUGUUUGACGUGUCGGAGGGCACGCAGGGCAGCGUGAGCCCCACACACAACUUCGAGCCCCCCCAUUACGACGGCAUCGAGUCGCUGACCGUGCAGGCGGACGAGCUGUUCAGCGGCUCCCGGGACAACGGGAUCAAGAAGUGGGAUCUGUCCCGCAAAGACUUGCUGCAGCAAGUGCCAAAUGCCCACCGCGACUGGGUGUGCGCGCUGGGCCUGGUGCCCGGCUGCCCUGCCCUGCUGAGCGGCUGCAGAGGGGGGGUGCUCAAGCUGUGGCACUCGGACACGCUGGCGGCCUUGGGGGAGAUCCGAGGGCACGAGAGCCCCAUUAAUGGCAUCUCCACCAACAGCACCCACCUCUUCACCGCCUCCGAUGACCGGACGGUGAAGAUCUGGCGCGGGAGGGGGUCCAUCGACGGCAUGGCAGAUGCGCUCGAUGCCACGGAAGACGUCGCCAGUAACUGAGCAGGGUGUGCGACCCAUAUGACUUGGAGAGGUUCCUGGGGGGGAGGGGGUCCUGAAGCGAAGGCCAGCAGCACGACGCACUUUGGGGGGGGGGAGGCUGGGGGUGGUGGUGAUGGGGAGUGGCCUGGACCCAAGCCUGUCUGGUCCAUCUGCAAUGUCAUGUCCAAAGUGAAACGGGACCGUUACAGCUGAUGUCUCCCGUUCGGCUCAUGAUGGACGUCCCUGGACGUGUCUCACUGCUUGCGUCCUCUUCCCCAAUCCAUACUCAAAGCUGUAUAGUGUCCUGAUAGGAAGCUCAACACAAGUGGGUCCAACACGAAAGGCGUAGGGGCGAGGUGUCCAACAGCCGGUCCCAAACCAGUCCACAGAAGACAUGUCCGUGACUCAGUGUAGAGUUCAGUCAGACUGUAUAUCGAGUUUCUGUCGUCUUAAGUGAGAGUGACUUCAUGUUAACAGAAACUAAACCACCAAGGUUUGCUUUGAUGUCAGACAGUUAGUGUGAACAGUCCUGGGUUCCUCUCAGCAGUAACUGCGCUACUCACAGUAUUCAGAGCGUGAUGUUUCCUCUGUUCUCCCCAGCGUUGUUCUUCAUAUCCCUUCUAGCCUUCACUGAUCAUUGUCAUCCACACAUUCUCUAACAUGAUGCUGUUGAAAGCCUAGAAGAUCUGACUAGAUGUUCCUGCUGCUGCAUCUGCAUACUAACCAGUAUAUCCCACAUGUGAGGCCCACCCCACAGGUGCAAGCUGUACAUAUCCUUCCAUGCGAGGACAGAGAGCUCUCCGUAAGCCUAAUUCUGUAGACAUUUCAGUAACACUACAUCUUCAUGUGCAACGAGCCCUUUCUUCCUGUGUAGGUUCAUUCACGUUUGUGGUUCGGCCUUUGACCUUCGUCUGCAGCUUUAUGUAUAUAAGAGAUCUGUUUUUUUUUUCCUCCCGAUUCUUAGCUGCAGAAAAAUGCCUGUCUAGCAGUUCUAAUGUCAGAUGCAGCGUGAAAUAAAUGUCAUCUGUCAAAAUCAAGUUGAGGGAGGGUUGCUCUGUGUCGUCGAAUGGGUGGACGUCGGGUGACAGGCUCGCCCUGGAUGCAUUUCUGGGGAAUGCAUCAUGUGCCUUCGGAAUCGGGCAAUUUCAGGCACAGGAAGGCUGCCACAUGCGGCAGGAAAUGACACGUGUGCCUUUGUGACUCAGCGCCUGAACGCCUCAUCAAACGGGGCGACGCUGAGGAACAGCCAAUGUUUACUGAGGUUUACAGCCGUCAUCACAGAACAUGCUUUUAGAGAUGGUCAGGCUGCUAUUAGAUAACACCAACACCACCUGUUCCAUGUUUCUUGAAACAAAUAUAAAGUUUUGGCACUGUCCUAGGUGUAAAUUAAAGGGUUCAAAUCUCCAGUCUCCCUGUAGGUGGGAUGCGUACAGUGCAAUAUAUAGAGUUAUCACUAGGUGGCAGUGUUCUGUCACAAUAGGCCUUUGGCUUUCAUUGCUUUGCUGUCCAGAAGGAAAUACCCACAGAAGGGAAGCACAAGCUCACAUUCAGGCCUGGGCUCUGGACUCCUUUCCUAGUAUCUCUGAUGAAGGGUCACUUCCUCACACAAACCACAGAAGACUCAACACGGCAAAGCAGUGCUUCGUGUGUCUGAACCGAACGGCUGCAGCACAGUAGCAAUCGGAAAAUGAUGCAGCCUGGUAAGUGUGAAUGUUUAGCAUAAAGGGCACUCGGCUGGGAUUACAUGGUGAAAGAUUCUCAAGCUUAACCAGGCUGAUGAUUAGGGCUGCAUGUGUGCUACAGGGCACCCAGGAAUAGUACAGACAUAUCACGGAGACUCCAGUAUCUGGGGUUACUUUAUAAUUAUUUCUGGGAUUACUGUUGCAAUGAUCUUCUCAUGGGUGCCAUAAAAAUUAAAAUACCUGGGGUUCAAAAAUAUAUGAGUCUGUAGGCUUAGCAUGUUCAUGGGAGUUUUACUUAAAUGAAAUUGUUCUGUGGGCAGAAGAAAUGAUUGGUUCAGAGAAUUAACCAAACAGAUUGUACAAUUUGAUUGUGUAAUCUCUCUGAACCAAUCAUGUUUCCUUAUGCUCUCAUAACAUUUUUGCAUAAGUAAGAUUCCCACGAGUGCUUAGCAAACCUUGGUGCUCAUUCAUCCUCACACAAAGCUUCACAAACUUUGAAAAAGGUUCACUGUUGGUCAUUAAUGUAGCCCGAGAGAUGACAACAUAUUUUAGUGCAAACUUAAAACUUCUGGAGUGAUUUGUACAAUUAUGGAACAGUGUUCUAUACAUUGCUAGUGGUUUAUAGUUAAGUUUCUGCAUGAAUAAAGGGAUAGUUUUGCAUAUACGGGUGGGCUUUAUAGAGAGUGUUCCUGGUGAGUCUAACCUAUAGGGCUGAUUGAUCUAUGAACAACUGCAGUCUAGGGUUCUUGUCUGGGGGGUUCAUUUUAAGGCGUCUGACGUGAACACAAUCUCUUUCCCUCCUCUGGUUUUCCUAAGCUUUCAAAGAGCCAAAAGAGCGAGGGUUAAUUAGGGUAAGGCCCCCCUGCGGGUGAGCGGACUCCGGUCAAUAUGCCAGGAGGGGUCGGGCUGGAGCCACGCGGCCAGCGGCCUGGCCCCCCCACGGGAGGAAAUCGAUGGGCUCUCCCACACUUCAACCAGACGCGGCCCGGCCGACCAGUGCUGGUGGCGUCUCACAGCGCUCCCCCCGCUGGUGAGAGAAGAAAGCACAAAAAGCCCCUAAGCAUCCAAGGCUGCUGUGGACACAGAAGAUUGAAAAUCAAAAAAAAAAAAAAAAAAACAACAUGAAGGGCAUCCUGCUGUUUCUAUUG